Messenger RNA from Volvox carteri f. nagariensis, 1362 nucleotides. RefSeq lists its product as uncharacterized. Lineage: Eukaryota; Viridiplantae; Chlorophyta; Chlorophyceae; Chlamydomonadales; Volvocaceae. The transcript is spliced from 5 exons. The coding region runs from base 1 to 969 and encodes 322 amino acids. The record is from RefSeq and is a predicted model, not a curated record. Gene Ontology annotation, molecular function: ATP binding; ATP hydrolysis activity.
AUGACACAGCAGCCUGAGCCAAGCACCAGCGCCGCGGCGACAGCUCCUGGCAGCAUCGAGGUUCGCCAUCUGAGCUUUGCUUACCCAGGACUAGAUGGUCGCCCCAUCCCGGGAAUCCCGCCACUUUUGAAGAACCUUUCCUUCUCGCUCGCUCCCGGCACCACUUGCUUGUUGCUGGGAGCCAACGGCGCCGGCAAAACAACUUUUUUGAAAAUCUUGGCGGGAAAACACAUGGUGUCUGAGGAGUCAGUCCGGGUACUGGGGCGGCCGCCCUUCCACGAUACCGCUCUCACCGUCUGCGGUGACCUGUCGUAUAUUGGCGGCAACUGGCAGCGCGACAUUGCGUUUGCAGGCACUAGUGUGCCGCUCACAGGCGACUUCCCAGCGUCGUACAUGAUUGACUCCAUCCCGGGCGUGGAUCCAGAGCGGAAGGCCCGUCUGAUCAAGGCGCGUCGGGAUGUGCUGGACAUCGACCCCACCUGGCGGAUGCACACGGUUUCGGAGGGCCAGCGGCGUCGCGUGCAAAUCUGCGUGGGAUUGCUGAAGCCCUUUAAGGUGCUUCUGCUGGACGAGAUUACGGUGGAUUUAGACGUGCUGGGACGAGCUGACCUGAUGCGCUUUCUUAAGGAGGAAUGUGAGAGUCGCGGCGCCACCAUCAUCUACGCCACCCACAUUUUUGAUGGGCUGGAGUUCUGGCCCUCCCACAUAGCCUACCUCGCAAACGGUCAGCUCAGGCUCCUCCCUGCACGUGACGUACCAGAGCUGGCUCAGGGCCGGCUGCUGUCGCUCGUGCACCGGAUGCUGCUGGAGGACCGGAACGCGCAGCUCAAGGCACGGGGUCCGCGGCCGGUGGAAUGGGAUCCCACGCGCGAGGGCGAGGUGGGCAAUUUCUCCUACGCCUUCAACAACGGCUGGGUGCCGGGCACGUUGUCUUCCUCUCUGAGCAGUAAUGCAGUCAUGCGGGGGUGACUUGGGUAGAGAAGUUAAUCAAAACCAUCAUUCGACGAUGAUGUUGAGAACGGAUAUUUUUUUCACAGGUUCGCUGACGGGCUGUGUGCCUGCCGGGGUUCAGAAGGCAGGCAGGAAGGGGAGGGGGAGGGGGGGAGAGCCAGCGGAGGCGGCUUGGGGGGAAAGCCAGAUGGUUACGCCGCGGGCUUGGGGAUGAGUUGAACAGAUUUGUUGGCAUGCCGAUGCUGUGUGUGGAUUAGAAUGUGAGUGCCGUGUGUGCAUGUCGAUACGUAAGCCUUUCAUGAAUAGUUGAGUGGUUCACAUUAAUGGCCUUAGUAACCCUGCUUGGUAUUUUGACAAAUGCUACCCAUUUUUUGACGAGUGAAGACAACACCCCGUGUAGCAUCUGACAAU